UCUAAAUAACGCCAAAAACAAUAGACUACGCCAAACUCAAAGGUUGUGCAUAAUUUUGUUCCUUUUCAUUAUCAUUCUCAGUUUCUUUUUGUCAUUGUCAGUUUCUGUUUCGGAGGAUCGAAUAGAUAGGAAGAUAUGCUGAGUAGAUAGUCUUUUAAAGCAUUUGAAUUUUAAAAAAAAAUAAGUUUACGAUGGAAUUCAAUAAUGACACUAUAAGACGAUUAUUUAAUAACGUUCUUUAUGAAGAUAUUCGACAACACCAGCUUAACCACGCCGAUAUUCGGACUGGAAUACAAAAUAUGAAAGAAGUUUACAAACCUAAUCCUUCAAGUUUAUCUUCCGAAUUUCUGGAUGUCGCCAAUUAUAACGACCCUGCCCAUAGAUGUGCUUAUUUGCAUAAAUAUGCUCCAUUACAUACCGCCCUUGUGAGUGAUAUGUUGAACAAAUCGAUGCAAGAAGUGAGAUUUAUAUUACAAGAAAUUAUAGCUGAUACAGGACGUUUGGAAGUUUGUAGUUUAGGCGGGGGACCAGGGAGUGAUGUUCUAGGAGUGACUUCUGUUUUAUCUGCUGAAUUAGGAUUUUUCCAAUUUUCAGCAACUAUUGUAGAUUGUAUGGGAGAUUGGAGAUAUACAUUCGCUGCUAUAAUUAAAGAAUUACGUUGUGGGAGUUAUGGAUUAAUAAGUGAAUUUGUUCAGCCUCAAUAUUUCAGUUGGAAUUACAUAGGGCAUAAUUUAUUAGGAAAAAUGAACAAUGAUGUAAAUAAGGCUAUUCAAGGGGCAAACUUGGUCACUAUGGUGAAAUUUGUUUCAGCAGCUGCCUGUAAAGAUACUGCUGAAAUGCUUAAGAAAAUCUUUAGAUCACUCAAACCAGGAGCAUUAGUAUUAUUCAUUGAUAAUGAUGCAGGAGGCUUUUACAGACUUGCACUUCAAGGUGCCAAAGAAAGUGGAAUGGUAACAGUAUUUGGACCUCUCAUUCAUGAACAUUAUGUUAACAAGAGCUUCAAUGUUCGUAAAUUUGGUUACACGCCUUGCUUAGAGACUAAAGUCACAGUUCAUAUGUGGAUGAAACCAAAUUAUAAUAGAUCCACUGUCUUGCCUGCUACAACUCAAAGAAAUCCAUCAAGUGUACAAAUAAAAAAUGUUACCAAUACUUUUAAUCAAUAUAAUAUUAUAAAUACAAAUAUUUAUGUUACUGAAACUAACAAUUUAAACCUUCCCUAUGGUAUUCCACAUCAGACAUAUCUUCCAAAACAAAGCCAACAAAAUGAUGCAAAUCAAUUAUACAUUCCUAUUCAAAGACAGUAUCAAGAUCAUAUACUACCUAGCAGUAGCUCUGUAACUAAGAAUUUAAACAACACUCAACCAAAGAAGACAAUUCAAAAAGCUAGGCAACAAAAUGUUGGAAAUCAACCAUCUCUACCUCCCAUUCAAAGAGCAUUACAAGGUAAUACAUCAUCAAGUGGUAGUACUAUAAGAAAAAAUUCAAAUUUAUCCCUCAACAAUCCACAGAGGAUUCAGAAUCCAAACCAGCAAAAUGGUACAUAUCAAUCGUCUCAGUUUCCUGUACAACAGCAACCACGUCAUAGUUCGAAUAAUUACAAUUCAUCUGACAAUCCAAGCAAUUAUGGAGAAGGGAGUGAGAUUUGUUGUAAUUGUUGCGUAAUUUCAUGAUUUGUCUGGUUCAAGUAACUUUUAAACAAAGUGUAGCUAUUCUGAAUAUUUUUAUUUAAAUAAGAAGUAUUACAGAAGCUAAAAUUUUAAACCUCUUUUUUUAAAUGAUACUCCAUAGACAUAUUUUCCGAAUCGAAGUCAACUAAAUGAAGGAAAUUAAUGUAACACAUUCUCUAAUUUCAAAUUCUAAAACUAAAAAUUUAAGCCUCCUCUACAACAUUUCAAAAAAGAAAACAGUUCAAGCAAUGCAACAAAAUUUUGGAAAUCAAUAAUUUUUACUUGC
This is a messenger RNA of Parasteatoda tepidariorum (common house spider), 1953 nucleotides long. RefSeq lists its product as uncharacterized. The record is from RefSeq and is a predicted model, not a curated record. NCBI's taxonomy places the organism in Eukaryota, Metazoa, Arthropoda, Arachnida, Araneae, Theridiidae.